CUGCAGGGAUGCUCUCUGGAAGCUGGAAAUUGACAGUGAUUUAUGGCUUCCAGUGGAUCUCCAGCUACAGAAUGCCAUGCCAUUGUGCUUGCAUGGUCACACAGCCACCUAUGACCCUGACACCAAGCGGAUCUACAUCUUUGGUGGCAUAAGGGAGGACAAAGACUACAGCAGCAUUUACAUUCUGGACACAGUCACCUGGAAAUGGCUCUUUGUGGCCGUGAGUACUGCAUCUCUUCCAAGACAAAAGUGCAGGAGGAGUGGCAGGUUCUGCCUGAAUGUGACAGUCCAUGUGCACGUGUCCUUAGUCCAGUGGUCUUGGUCCACUGUUGGUGCAGGCUGUCUGAGGUGCCUAGCUGGGUUUGACAGGUAUUAGGAGGCUGUGUUGAAAAGCCACAUGCUGAACAGAAACCAGGAGCUGUGCCUACAGUGAAUGAAGCAAUGGGAAAAAAUUGCUGCUGCAGAGGGCUCUGCCUGACUAAGCUCAAUGGUGGGAGGUACUGUACAAGUAGUGGAGGGAAAUGGCCUCUCAUUUUAUAUGGUGUAAUUGAGGGCAGCACCAGAUGCUGAGGUGCAGAGCCAGUCUUCUCAAAUCAGGAACUGCCCUGAGUACAGCAGAAUUCUGAGCCCUUGUCAGCAUGGGACUGUCUCUUUCCUGGUAAAGCACAAAAUGGCUUUUACAGAGUAAGCCUGGAUGAGAUCUUUCUGUUCCCUGACAUCUUCUGAGGAAGGUGUGGGAGGCUGACUUCCUUUUCUUAUCAGAGCAUUCUGGUGCAAAGAAUGCAAAGAAUGUACUGUCUGCCUGUGCAGCAAAGAUCUGGCAGGGGGGCCAAUAAAGUGAAAAUUGAGACUUGUCAAACUCAUUGCAUGAUGUGAGCCCCUUUCCUAUAGGUCAUGCAGCAAAUAAUGCACUUCUUGUAACAAAAAUAUAUUCAAUCUUUCUAGGCUAAAGGGAGGAUACCAGUGCUCGCCUACCACAGUGCAACUAUCUACAACAAGGAGCUCUUUGUUUUUGGAGGAACUUUCCCCAGAAAGGCAUCGCUGGCAGUUGCACCCUGCAGCAAUAUGCUCUAUGUCUUCAAUCCAGAGCAUGAAAUUUGGUAUCAGCCCAUUUCAGAAGGGGAGAAGCCUCUUCCUAGGCUUGGGUGAGAGUGCUUUAAUUCCAGCUAUCCAAAAUAGUUCAGGAAACCUCUACUUAUCUUCCCCCCCACACCAGUGUGAUUUCUUAAAUAUUAGGUGAUUGCUCUCCACCAUGUAUUCUUUAAGGUAGGGCUGUGUUUAGAGCAAUGGGAUUUUCAGUACCUCUUGUUGUGAAUCCUGAUGAGAUUUUGUCCCAGGUGUAGACUGAAGCUGUGGCAGCCCAGUAGAAGAGGCCAAGGCUAAAAUGGAAGUUUUGGGAACUUGCUGAAGAUGUUUUAUUAAUUUGCUUGCUCUCUGCCCAGGCAUUCAGCUACCCUAUUGAAAAACAAGCUGGUGAUUUUUGGGGGUCAGAGGACUUCUGUCUACCUCAGUGACAUGCACAUUCUGGAUCUGGGUAAGAAAGUCUGAGCCUUGAGAAGGUCUGUUCCAAGACAGGUACUUGGGAGUGAGGUGUGCUCAAUGGGAAAAUAGCAAGAGCAUUAUACAAACUCCUGUCUAGGCAAUGGAGAUGAAAAACUAGGGGUUAAAAAAAAACCUUUCUGGGGCAAUAAGGGAGGGGAAGAAGAAAAAACAAUGCUUUUUUGGAAGAAGUUGGGUAACAGAUAAGGCAGAGGCACUGUUGAUGUGGCAGAGUAUCUAAGUUUUUGUCUAGUUAUGAGGCUGAGGUUUUUGGACGUUUCACCUGCCUUUUCUCUGUCUGUCAGGUUUCAUGGAGUACACAUCAGUCCCCCUCCUGGCAGGACAGCCUUCUGCACGUAGCUUUCAUGCAGCUCUGGCUGUGUCGGACCAGAAGGUUCUGAUCAGUGGAGGCUGCAAUGCCAGAGGAGCCUUGCAAGAUGCCUUUGUCUUCCACCUAGACACUCUUUCAUGGAGCACAGUGAUCCACCAUGACCUCUGCUCUGUUCCCCGAGCUGGCCACACACUGCUUGACCUGACUCCUGCCCACGUGAUGGAUAUGGACAAGGAGAACAAAGGGGAGCAGAAGCUGCACACGGUGUUGGUCUUUGGGGGCUCCAACAGUGCUGGGACCUUUUAUAACAGCACCCUCAAGAUCCAGCUGGACCUAGGGUAAUGCAUGAUUCACAGAAUGAGCCUGAACAGCAAGGCUCUGCACCAGCCUAGAUACAGACAUGGAUGGCAAUAAAUGAGUCCAAGCAACUUGGCAGGUAUCUGUAUGUAGGUGAAUGGCACCUUGGUACAAGAGACUGUGGGUCCAUAAGGUCUGAAUGCCAUGGGUAUUGUUUUCCUAGGGUACCUGUAUACAGUAUCUGGGCUCAGGUGCCAAAACAUUCAGUGGGAUCUGAGCUGACUCUGCACAAGAACACAGACAAAGGUUAUGGGUUCCUUUUUUGCCCUACAGGUUUUUAGCUGGAAUUCCCAGGGUGCUUUCAGCUUUGUGGGUGACUUAGGUGUUUGGUUUCAUUUGGGAUGAGUGAGAUGGUAUUUAUUGCUGCUAUUUUACAGUAAAAACACAGGCAUGGUUCUGGUUUGGAGGGAAUCUGGGGUGGGAUUUCCUUGGGCAACAGUCUGCAGCUGAAGGCCAGGAAACCACCUAGAGCAGUAUCUGAGGAUGAGAAAAAGAAGAGAACAUAAUUUUCAUUGUAGGGAAGAGAGCUGGUUGUGCCUUGCUGUCUAAGGCACCAUCACCUAGCUUUGCUCUAGGCAGACCUUUCAUAAAAUCCAUGUGACGGCUCUUAUUAUUGCAAGGGGUGACAGAGCCGCCAACUUGGCUCUUUCAAGACCCCAACAAGGGUUAAGCUAUCUUCCAGCAGAGAUUAGAUCUGAUUGUUUAUAUCCAAGGAGCUGAUGACUGUGCUGUGGCUCUGAGGCAGCUCCAAGGAUAAGCACACUGUGUACACUCAUUCCCUGAUGCUCUUUCUGUAGAUGGUGGGAAGAA
This is a messenger RNA of Melospiza georgiana, 3037 nucleotides long. RefSeq lists its product as uncharacterized. Gene Ontology annotation, molecular function: protein binding. Lineage: Eukaryota; Metazoa; Chordata; Aves; Passeriformes; Passerellidae. The coding region runs from base 1850 to 2212 and encodes 120 amino acids. The transcript is spliced from 4 exons. The record is from RefSeq and is a predicted model, not a curated record.